Molecule: messenger RNA, 1069 nt
Organism: Lecanosticta acicola
Lineage: Eukaryota; Fungi; Ascomycota; Dothideomycetes; Mycosphaerellales; Mycosphaerellaceae
Source: the annotation of a GenBank genome assembly
AUGCUCAGCGAGGCAGACGAGCGAGCACCGCUGCUCCAAUUCCCCGGCUUCUAUAGCGAAGGCCGCGAACCCGAGAACCUCCCGGAUGCAUACAAGCAGUUCUGUACUCUGAUCGGGAAUCGACCUCUGGAAUUACCCAAAGACGCACGCUACAACCCGCCAAAAGACUCGCUCUACUACCGCGCGAUUCAACAUGGGAAGAUGCAAGGCCGAAUGUACGCUUUUACGUCCGCCUUGACGAACACGCUCCUCCUGAGCCAGGUGGUGCUUGGAGCCGCUCUUACUGGACUCGGCGCGAGCGAUUCUAGCAGGGUGCUCAUUACUGUAUUUGGAGCUUUGAACACCGUCAUCGCUGGACUGGUAGCUUUCAUGAAAUCCAGAGGUCAACCCAUGAGAGCUCGCAUGUUCCGCGAUGAUCUGGAUCGCGUGGUGGACGAGAUUGAGAAUUCUGCUACGAUGUGGAAAGGAAUCAGCCAGAAGAUCCACGGAUACGAUGCAAUUGAUACGGACGACUCUGUUACCGUGCGCAGUGAGGUGGCGAGGUUGACGAGAUUGUACGACCGGGCUGUCAAGACGAACACCCUGAAUGGUAAGGAUGCCAAAAGCUUGUCUAUCUAGACAUCUGCUAACAUACGCUCGAGACCCCGACUUCUACGGCGCCGGAAUCUCAGUAGAUCCCCACAACGCAGCUGGUCUCCGUAGUCGCACAGGCCAGACUCCCCUGCCAGCAAUGCCAUCAAACAUGCCGCCGCCAGCAGCCGGACCCGCUUCUGCCGCGACAGAUGCUGCUCCAGCGCCCUUGCCAGCACCCUCUGCUGACCCGGAUGAAAGCCCUGCGACCAAAGCACCAACGGCACCCUCCCCGAAGAAGAAAGACGACGAUAAGGGUAAGGAGCCAGACAAGACAGCAGACCCGAACGCGAAGAAACCAGAUGUCUCUCAAACUCCUGCGCCCGCUGCUGUCGAUCCGGAUGAGAGUCCAGCCACGACUGCAAAGCCAGCGAAGCCGCCGAAAGAUGAGACAAAGCCCAAUGGCGAAGCGAAUGCCGGAGCGCCGAAGCCAUCCUAG